AUGAUGGAGGACGUGAUCGCCGUGUCGGAGGCUCCAGCUGAGGAUGAUGAAGUGGCAGCUGCCCAAUCCUCAAGAGACAGCCGAAAGCUUGACUGCAUCAUCUGUUACAGUGCUUACAACCUGGUAGAGAGGCUUCCACGGAAGCUUUACUGCGGCCAUACUUUCUGCCAGGACUGCCUGAGACGACUAGAUACAGUCAUUAAUGAGCAGUUGUGGAUCCCUUGUCCUCAGUGUCGUCAGAACACUCCUGUACCCCGAGGAGGCGCCGUUGGCCUGGACCUGGACCUGGCUGCUUUUUUGGGGGUCAAAGCUGAGGUGGAGAACCAGCGAAGCAGCCCACAGAAACCCCCUCUGGAGACCAAAUUGUCGUUUGUUAAGCAGCCAAUCACAGAUCAGCCUCUGUCUGCUUGGCCCAACAUGGCGCUGAACGAGCCUCGUUUCCAAAUGAGCCCCUGCUGUAGACACUGCCGCUUCUGCUGCUGGUGGUGUUAG
This is a messenger RNA of Silurus meridionalis, 492 nucleotides long. It is a transcript of the gene rnf224, whose product is annotated as ring finger protein 224. The record is from RefSeq and is a predicted model, not a curated record. NCBI's taxonomy places the organism in Eukaryota, Metazoa, Chordata, Actinopteri, Siluriformes, Siluridae. The coding region runs from base 1 to 492 and encodes 163 amino acids. The transcript is spliced from 2 exons.